UUCAAAACAAACAACACGUACUGCAUACGAAUCGCCGCGUACGCAAACAAACCGUGCUUGGCGAAACAAUUGUGCAAAGAACCACACUAAAUAAGCAUCGUGCUUCAGAAAUAAUGAAACGGAAAAGCAUACAGCGUGCGUGAUGGAAACGAACACCGUGCAGACGGUCACGCUCACGAACAGUAUUAUCGGCGUGGGCAUCCUUUCUAUGCCCUUUUGCUUCCAGAGGUGCGGGAUUGUGCUGUCAAUAGUGCUUCUACUGCUUAGCAGCUAUGUUACCCGGUUGGUGUGUAGCUACAUGGUUAAAUCGGCCAUCAUUUCGAGACGCAAAAACUUCGAACAAAUAGCGUUUUAUGCGUUCGGCUCUGCGGGGAAGCUACUCGUAGAGCUAUGCGUCGUUGGCUACCUGUUGGGCACGUGCAUUGCCUACUUCGUCGUGGUCGGUGACCUUGGCCCUCAAAUCACGGCGAAAAUACUGUCCAUGCGCGAAAGCGAUGGGCUUCGAACGUGGGUUAUGAUAGCCGUCACUAUCGUAUGCAUCAUUCCGCUAGGUAUGCUGCGAAACGUGGACAGUUUGGCGUCCGUUUGUACCGCUUCGCUAGGGUUCUACCUUUGCCUGGUGCUGAAGGUGAUUUCGGAAUCGAGCAUAAAGUUUCACUCCGGCUGGUUCGACCGACUGGACCUGUGGAACUGGGGCGGAAUAUUGCAGUGUAUGCCGAUUUUUACCAUGGCCCUGUCCUGCCAGAUGCAAAUAUUUGAAGUGUACGCUACGAUGCCCACCACCUCGCUGGAUAAGAUGAGUCGCGUCAUCCGACAGUCGACCAACAUCUGCACGAUGAUCUACGUGGCGAUCGGAUUCUUCGGGUACGUCGCGUUCAACGGGCACCGGUUUUCCGGUAACAUUCUGGUCGAUUUUACCCCAUCGUUUGCGAGCGAUAUCAUCAAGAUGGGCUUUGUGCUGUCGGUUGCGUUCAGCUUUCCGCUUGCGAUCUUCCCCUGCCGGGUGAGCCUGUACUCGCUGCUGUACAAGCGUGCGUCCGACGGGCACAUGUACAUACCGGAGUCCAAGUUUCGGCCGCUAACGAUAGCGAUCGUGGUCGUGGCGCUUGUGUUCGGUUUGCUCAUACCGUCGAUCGAGGUGGUGAUUGGGCUGGUCGGCUCCACGAUCGGUGUGGCAAUAUGCUUGAUCAUACCGGCCGCCUGCUACAUGACGAUUUGCAAAACCAACAUUAGCGAAAAGCAGCUCGCCCAGGUGAUGAUUGCCUUUGGGUUCAUCAUCAUGGUGCUGGGAACGUACGCCAAUUUGCAGGCGAUCGAUCGUACGCCGGAGCGGCAUGAGCAUGAGCCAACCGUUGUGCCGGCAGCGCUGGAAAAGCUCGUGGGGAAGCCACCGGCUCCGCUGGUACCCGAAAAACUGGCAAACGAUCUAAAACCGCAAGCACCGGCCCCACCGCCCGUGCUACCGGUGGAAUCGGUAACGGAGAAGGUAAUACCAAAGAUAGAGCUACCGGUAGAGGCUGCUGUAAAGGAAAACCCGGAACAGCCAAGUAUUGUUGAGACGGAAGUCAAAAAACCCCUGCCAGAGGGUAAACGAGCCGAUGGAGCCAAUAUCGAACCAAACGCCGUAGAGGAACAGCACAAAGAUCCCCCGGUAGCGAUCAAUAAUGAGGCGAUACUGAAGGAAGAGCACGAAAUAGCGGUGGAGGAGAAGGAAAAAAUUGCGAAGGAAAUUACCGAGCUGAAGAAUGCCAAAAAGGUACUCCAAGCCGAGGUGGAAAACAUCAAGGAAGAGCUGGUGAAGAAAAACAAAGAAACGGAACAAUUGGUGCUAAAGAAACUGGACGAGAUUGUGGUGAAAAUAGCCGAGAAAAAGGUUAGCAUCGAUUCGCAGGAGGUGGGCAAAAAGGUGGAAGGCGGUGAUGGUGCUGCUGCUCCAUCGAAAGACGUUCUUCCCGAACCCGAUGCAAGCGGAAAGAGGGACUACGGCGCAAAGAUUCCGAACGAUCCGAUCGUGAAGCUACUGAAAGCUGGCGGAAACAACAAAACUAUCCUUCAAGCGGGACGAGAUGCUGCAGCAAACGGUACGGUGGAUAGAGAGCGGAACGUUCCCUCACCGGACGUCGAUCGGUUGCCGGUCGAGGGUGCAGGGGCCGGCGAGAUACCCGCCGAACAAGCGACCGAAACACUCGCUAAGCAAGAGCAGAAUGGUAGUGACAGUAAGCCACCAGCAGCUCCGGUAGCAGUAGCGGAUAGCGAAAAUGAAGCCACACAAAAUCGGGCAGUCGCGCCGAAAGUGGAUGCAAAUGGAAAGGUCACCCGUGUGCCCGAACCGAGCGAGGCGAGCGAAACGAAACAGCAACAACAGCCACCGGAUGGUGAGAUCAAGGAGGAGGAAAACGUCCCACUACCACCGUUACCGGUGGAGGUACCGGUCGAUGUUGCACCGGCCGAUGUUGCACCGGCCGCUGAGAAACAGCAGCCCCGCAAGCCGGUGGAUACGGCGGCUGAGGAAGCAAAGGCAGGAAAGCGCGAUCUGUUGGCAAUGCGCUUGAAGCGCGACGUGGUGAACUCCACUGCGGGCGGGGAGGAAAACUGCCCGAAACGCAUCACAUCCGUAACCGGGGAUGCAGCGGAUCGGGAUGGAAAGAUAGCCAAUCUCUACUAAAGGCUCGUCCGGACAUCGGACAAAAAGGAGUUUGGAGACACUGGGUGGAUUACGGUGGGUGUGUGUCAGACUGAACAAUGACUGUGCAAUACAGGCAUGCGGGGAGACGAUCUGGCUUAGGAGUGGUUAGUUUUUGGAGAUCUUUUUACCCUGGGGGAAUUGUAGUAGUUAAAUCUUGAAAGUAUCUAUUCCAGAGUUUAUGAGAUAUUUGAGUGUUGUUAGCAUAUAAUUGACGCGGGGCGAGUGAUGUGAAAAUAAACUAAUUGGUUUCAAUGAAA
Anopheles coluzzii is the source of this 2943-nucleotide messenger RNA. Its product is annotated as putative sodium-coupled neutral amino acid transporter 10. The record is from RefSeq and is a predicted model, not a curated record. The transcript has 4 exons. Bases 143 to 2665 code for a protein of 840 amino acids. Gene Ontology annotation, molecular function: amino acid transmembrane transporter activity. Gene Ontology annotation, biological process: amino acid transmembrane transport. NCBI's taxonomy places the organism in Eukaryota, Metazoa, Arthropoda, Insecta, Diptera, Culicidae.